This is a messenger RNA of Archocentrus centrarchus (flier cichlid), 765 nucleotides long. RefSeq names its product outer dense fiber of sperm tails 3-like 2a (gene odf3l2a). The transcript is spliced from 5 exons. NCBI's taxonomy places the organism in Eukaryota, Metazoa, Chordata, Actinopteri, Cichliformes, Cichlidae. The record is from RefSeq and is a predicted model, not a curated record. Gene Ontology annotation, cellular component: cytoskeleton. Bases 1 to 765 code for a protein of 254 amino acids.
AUGGAGGAAGUGGAGAAGAAACGGCCGAUUAUCUCUGCUAGAGAAAGAGGCCCAGGCCCUGGACGCUACAGCCUGCCCCCUACAGUUGGAUACAUCAACCAUGACUUCACCAAGCCCAGAAGUGCAGCAUAUACCUUCCACAGUCGUAUGAGCAGUGCCAUGGUCUCUGUAGACUCCAGUCCAGGACCGGGGUACCACAUUGACGCAAAUGUCACACGGUUUGGCCGCAUGGAAACGCCAUCUUACUCCAUUUUGGGCAGAGGAAGUCGUGCAAGGAAUGACUCAUUCCAGACUCCUGGACCCGGGGCCUACAGUCCAGAGAGGGCUCCACCGCUCAAUGGCCACCGCAGACCUCCAUCACACACUAUUGGAGCUCGAACCAGAUACCGCUCUGUGGAUGCUGUACCAGCACCCAACAGUUACAGUCUUCCUAAUGUUCUGGGACAUCAUAUUCCUCACAAACCUUCCAGUGCUAGCUACAGUUUCUCAAGUCGGAGAAAAGUUGGAGCUCCCGCUGAAGAUCUCGCUACAACUCCCGGACCAGGAAAGUACAACAGCACCAACCCAGACAUUUACCACAACCGUCAACCAUCCUUCACCAUGCAGGGCAGGACUAAGAGGCCUAUUUAUUCCUUUGCUAUUCCUGGCCCUGGCACCUACAGCCCGGAGAGAUUUCAGUUGCACCAUCCCAGACCGCCAUCCUUUACUCUGGGCAUCAGACACUCUGAGUUUGUCACCCCACUUGUGGUGAAUGUAAAUGACUGA